Triplophysa dalaica is the source of this 4170-nucleotide messenger RNA. RefSeq names its product SAC1 like phosphatidylinositide phosphatase a (gene sacm1la). Gene Ontology annotation, cellular component: endoplasmic reticulum. Gene Ontology annotation, biological process: phosphatidylinositol dephosphorylation. Gene Ontology annotation, molecular function: phosphatidylinositol-4-phosphate phosphatase activity. The transcript has 20 exons. The record is from RefSeq and is a predicted model, not a curated record. NCBI's taxonomy places the organism in Eukaryota, Metazoa, Chordata, Actinopteri, Cypriniformes, Nemacheilidae. The coding region runs from base 23 to 1783 and encodes 586 amino acids.
UUGGCCAAACCCGGAAGUGAAGAUGGCGACCGCCUACGAGAGGUUCAAUCUGCACGCAACACCUGAGAAGUUCUACAUUGAGGCCUGUGAUGAUGGUGCUAAAGAUGUGCUGGUUAUUGAUCGGGUGUCCACCGAGAUGACCCUCGCAGGUGUGAAGGACAUCCCCCCCUCUGGCGUAACUAGACCCAUUUGUGGAAUCAUGGGAACUACACGUCUGGUGGCUGGUAUGUACCUCAUAGUCAUCACCAGGAAGAGGAAAGUGGGCGACCUUUUUGGCCACACUGUGUGGAAAGCGCUGGAGUUUGAUGUGAUUUCUUAUAAGAAGACCAUCUUGCACCUCACAGAUAUUCAGAUGCAAGAUAACAAGACGUUUCUGGCUAUGAUUAACAACGUCCUCAACACGGAUGGCUUCUACUUCUGCACAGACUAUGACCUGACACACACCCAGCAGCGGCUGUCCAACACCAGCCCGGAUUUUCAGGAGAUGAGCCUGCUGGAGAGGGCAGAUCAGAGGUUUAUGUGGAAUGGAAACCUUUUAAGGGAAAUCGUUGAACAGCCUGAGCUCCACAAAUUUGCAUUUCCUGUCAUCCACGGAUUUAUUGUGAUGAAGCCAUGCUGCAUCAAUGGAAAGGUCUUUGAAUGGAUUCUCAUCUCUAGACGGAGCUGUUUCAGAGCUGGGGUGCGUUAUUACGUCAGAGGAAUUGACUCUGAGGGACAUGCUGCUAACUUUGUCGAGACUGAACAGAUAGUCCAGUACAGUAAUGCCCGGGCAUCAUUUGUGCAGACGCGAGGCUCUAUGCCCUUCUAUUGGUCCCAGAGACCCAACCUGAAGUACAAACCCAAGCCGCAGAUCCGCACAGACACAAAUCACAUGGAUGGAUUCCGGAGGCAUUUUGAGUCCCAGGUUCUCAUUUAUGGGAAACAAGUGAUUCUGAAUUUGGUAAAUCAGAAGGGAUCUGAAUUACCCCUUGAACAGACCUUCGCCAAAAUGGUCAACAGCGUGGAAGACGGAAUGAUCAAGUACAUAGCUUUUGACUUUCACAAAGAAUGCAGUAAAAUGAGAUGGCAUCGCCUCCAGAUUUUGGUCGACACUGUGGCCGGCAUGCAAGAUGAGUUUGGGUACUUUAUGCUGGGGUCAGACGGGAAGGUGAUGUCAGAACAGUCCGGAACAUUCCGCAGUAACUGUAUGGACUGCUUAGAUCGCACCAACGUCAUUCAGAGCCUGCUGGCCAGGUGUUCCCUACAGAACCAACUACAGAGGAUGGGCGUCCUCCAUGUUGGCCAGAAGAUCGAGGAGCAAGCAGAUUUUGAGAAAAUCUAUAGGAACGCGUGGGCGGACAACGCCAACGCCUGUGCGAAACAAUAUGCAGGAACAGGAGCACUGAAAACCGACUUCACCAGGACUGGCAAGAGAACUCAAUGGGGCUUGGUAAUGGACGGCUGGAACUCAAUGAUCCGCUACUACAAGAACAAUUUCUCAGAUGGGUUCAGACAAGACUCUAUUGAUCUCUUCCUUGGAAACUAUACGGUGGAUGAAACCGAUGAGCUGGUGGCUAUGCACAUGCAGAAGGAUUGGAAGUUCCUCACGCUUCCCGUUAUUAUGGUGGUGGCUUUCUCUAUGUGUAUCAUCUGUCUUCUAACGCCAGGUGACACUUGGACCGAGACCCUGGCGUACGUGUUUUUCUGGGGCGUGGCCAGUGCCGUCACAGCUGCUGUCAUUAUUGUCAAUGGACGAGAGUUUGUGGACGCUCCCAAACUGGUCCAAAAGGAAAAAAUGGAUUGAAUGAGACCUCUUCUCCCUUCUCCCCUUCAAAUCUCCUCCUCAGUUUCCUCUCAAAUGCAUCAGGCUUGGAGUUUAUACUGACCUGCUCUUCACACUGUUCUUUAACCUCUGUAGACCAAGAAUUCAUAUGCCGCAUGGUCAAGCACUACAAAUUUCCUUAAAAUCAUGGGACAGAGUGACCAACUUUCAUGAAAAUUCCUUAAACUUUACAUUGUAGUUGCAUCAGUUCAGAAUUUCACAUGGGUUUCACAUGAUCUCAGGCCAGUUAAAGGGACAGUUCGUCUCAACAUUCUAUUAACAUUUAUUCGCUCUCACGUCAUUUAAAGCAUGUGUAUGACUCUUUCUUGUGUGGAACACAAAGUAAGAUAUUUUGAAAAAUGUGUCCGUGGUUUCGGGUCCAUGCAGUGGAAGUCAAUAUGGUUUAAUGUAGUUGGUUACCAACAUUGUUCAAAAUAUCUUGUUUUGUGUUGUGCAGAAGAAAAGAAAGUUAUACAGGUUUGAAAUGAAACGAGGUUGAGGAAAUGAUUCUGAGAGAAUUUUCGUUUUGGGGUGAACUUCCCUUUAAGUGUAUAGUGGAAGUUGGAUCUUAUUUCAAUCAUAUUGUUUCUUCUUAAUGAUCUCAGUUAGCAUUUUGGUUUAGAUUUUUGGCUUUAUUAUAUUCAACACUUAAUUAUGUCCAUACCGUCUGAGUCUAUCGUGACACAUUAUUCAAAGAUCCAUUCAAAUUAGAUUGUGACACGAGCAAAAGUUAUAUGAGACAGUACACAGUGGAUUCAGUCUAUGAAUCUGUCCGCUCAAAUCUGCCAUACCUGUGUUUAUUUUUUGUUCUUUGCAGUGGCAGUCUGGGUUUUAAUGUAGUUGCCUUUUUUUCCUGCCAGCGUAUUUAUGGUUUUGUUCUCUCGUAUAUUAUGAUAUUGGACAGCUAGGGAGCCACAAGGAGAGGGGGGAAGUUUUAAGCACUGUUUCUUCGUAAGUUUACAGACAGCUGUGUGAACAGAACUUUUCUGUCUAGCCACUUCACGUCUCUUCAUGGACCAAUAAACACUAAAAGAAAGACGUAAACUCACUCUUUAAUGGCUUUUUGACCUUUUUUUCUAAGUUACCAGCACAGUGCAGUUCAUUAGACAGAAAUAGACUUUGUUAAUGGCUUAUUUCAGAAUAUCUGUCAAUUUGACUUGCACUUUUAAUUCACCUGUACUGACAAAUGGGACCGUAUAUUUGCAUCCGAUUAAAUCAUUUAGACAACUUUAUAACAUCAGAAGAAAUUCAAAGCAUAUAAGUCAUUUUCAGCUGUUUUUUUUAUCUUCACUUUUAUGAAGGUGUAUUUUAUAAUGGCUUACCAUUAAACCUUUCUCGUCUUUUAACAGAGUAACACGGUUGUUUUCGGAGGUGUUUUUGGGAGGGGCAUUUUUGUUCUUUCUUUUUGCUUAGUGGGUUUGUGAAUUCUUGUGAAGUCUUCCGUUUUUGAAUUUCUUACUACCAUUGAAACUGGAAAUUUCAGGAAAUGUUUAGAAGAGUAAUUUUGGAUUCUUAUUUGUGCUUUUUAAUCAUCUAUAAAUGAAAAUGAAUGUCGUAUAGUAAGGUAUAGGAGACCAAUCUCUACAUGAAACAAUAAUAUCGAAUUCCAAACAUUUAUUCUUUUAUUUUGUGGAAGGGUGCAGAAAUUAUACUGUUUAGCAAAAUUGAUGCUCAACACUCUGAUGUUAUAGAUCAUUCGAUUCUGUUUGUUUAAUUGUAAAUCUGAUGUGAAAAAUGUACAUUGGGAAGAAAUUAAGAAUAUAUAAAUAUGAAUGUUAUUGUAAUAAUGUACUUUACAGUGCCGUUUACAAUAGCAUACUUUGGCACUUUUGAGGAGGAUGUUGUCAUAAUCAUAUUUUUUCAUCACAGGGUUCAAUGAAGAUGGUCUUUAUUUUCUUGAUUUACGAAGCUCUUGUACUAGCAGAGUGCACUCAGUUUGAUGUGUGAUAUAUGGCAUAUGAUCAAUUUUAAUUGUGUUUUUGGACUUGAUCCUGACAGUGUUUUAAAUCAUGUCUACUUCUCCCUCUUCCUGUUAAUUUAUAAGAGUAUAUCUUAGCAUUCCAGCGAGACAUUUGAUUCCUUAUGGUCAGCUUGUAAAGGGGUCAUUGUGAAUUCCCAGUAGAGAACAGUAUACACAUCCAUGAUUCAAAUAGUCCUCUAACACUGUGUUCUAGGUCAGUUACAAAAAUGCAUAUAUCAUUUGGGUUAAAGUCAUUGGGAUGCCAAGUGGCAACUGUGGAAUAAAUGGUAUCAAUGAACAAAGUGUUAUUUGUUUAUUUUAUUUUCACAAUAACGACUAUUAACACUAAACAAUGGGGAAAUUUUAUAUGUAUCACUAAUUAUGUGAGCUUGAUACUUAUGAUAUAUAC